AAAUUCAGUUAUUUUUAUUCUUCAUAGGUAAAAUAUAUGUACUAGAAAAAGAGAAAUUUCUAUCUAAGUGUGUUUAGUAUGAAAAAAUGGAGAAAUGAGUUUUGACACAUCUUAUAUGCAGAUUUUACACUAAAGAAAAAUUCGAAAAUGUUGCGUUUAAUAAAAAGAAGUUGAAAAAAUUCGCAAAAUCUAAGUUAGCAUAAACAUUUAUCAUCAAAAACACUAUCAGUCGAGUCCUGUAAAAGAUGGGUUACUGAUCCGCUAAAGAUAUUAUUAGUAAAGUCAUUCGCGACUGGCAAGAUAAUUUUCGAAGCCCAGUUCCCGUCAAAGAGAACAGAGUGGGGAGAAACUUUACGUGUGUGGGACUAAAUGUGUGCAUCAGGUUGAACGCGCUCCAGCGAUUCUACAAGACUAGACGUGCUCAUAGUCGCGAGGACUGUGUGAGAGCCAGUGGUGGGGAGUACGAUACUCACACAGCGACAGGCCCAUUGCAUGUAAACCUGCGAUCGAUAGCUGCGAGUGUGUUUUCUAAUACAUAUAAGCUUUUUACGGCACGUGCCGCGCGUGUGGCCAUAGCCUCCCACUCUAAAUUGUUCCUCUACUCGGAAGAAGAAACGUUUUGGUCGUUUGGCUUGCCAGUCAUUUUCAUUUACGCUAUUUUGGCCCUUGUCUGCUUAAAUUGCAAUCAAAAUUGUUUGAAGAUUAUUCGACUGAACAAUGGAAAGUGAUACUAUUGAACAUGUUAAUAAACGACCGAAAAGAAAUCCAAAAAUGCCAAGUAGAUUUAAAAAUACGACUUAUGAUGUAAAUUACAAGAUUAAUACGGGGCAAGCUGGACCAAGCAAUCAGGCAGAAAGUAAUUCUAAUACUGAAGGCAUUGAACGCGAAGAGAUGCAAUCGGCACCAUCAAAAAAUGCAGAUGAUACUCAUCAUGAUAAUCAGACACUCGCAAUGGCACAAGAUGAAAUACUUAAUACAAAAAGUAACUGUAAUACUGAAGGCAUUGAACGCGGAAAUAUGCAAUUGGCACCAUCAAAAAAUGCAGAUGAUACUCAUCAUGAUAAUCAGACACUUGCAAUGGCACAAGAUGAAUUACUUAAUGUAAGUUAGAAAAUUU
Molecule: messenger RNA, 1117 nt
Organism: Leptopilina boulardi
Lineage: Eukaryota; Metazoa; Arthropoda; Insecta; Hymenoptera; Figitidae
Exons: 4
Coding region: 718-1110 (130 amino acids)
Source: RefSeq, a predicted model, not a curated record